Messenger RNA from Onychostoma macrolepis, 1208 nucleotides. RefSeq names its product transmembrane 4 L6 family member 1. The record is from RefSeq and is a predicted model, not a curated record. The transcript is spliced from 6 exons. Lineage: Eukaryota; Metazoa; Chordata; Actinopteri; Cypriniformes; Cyprinidae. Gene Ontology annotation, cellular component: membrane. Bases 165 to 755 code for a protein of 196 amino acids.
UGUGUGUCAGAUGUGCUCACGCUAACAUUACCUCUCAUCACUUCACAGCUCAUCGCCAACCCUCGCUAACUACCAGCCUCGACAGAAACUAGAAGAACCGUCUUUCUCUCGUCCACACUGAAGUCAGCGAGUAGAAGUUAAGUGAGAAUCUAAAUCAGGUCAUCAUGUGUACGGGUAAAUGUGCUAAAUGCACCGCAGACCUUCUCUUCCCGCUCGGUCUCUUAGCCGUGGUUGGAAACAUCCUGCUGUUUUUUCCCAACGGUGAGGUGUGGAGGACCGAGGAGGUCACUGAGAAGAUCUGGUUCUUCCCCGGGGUGAUCGGAGCAGGACUGCUGGCGUUUCUGCCAGCGUCGAUCAUGAGGGCCGCGGGGCUGGAGGGCAGCUGCUGUGCAAACAGAUGCGGGAUGAUGCUGUCCAUGCUGAUGUCUGUGUUGGGUGUUGCUGGAGCUCUGUACUGUAUGAUCAUCUCCGCCGUCGGCCUGCAGGACGGCCCUCUGUGUGACACAGGAGACGGGAUCUUCAUCUACCCCUUCCUAAACAGCACUACAGAAGAGAGUUACCUGUUCAACCAGACGUCAUGGGCGGUGUGUGUGCGGCCGCAGAAUGUGGCGAUGUGGAACGUGGUCCUGUUUUCCAUUCUCUUGAUCAUCGGGACUCUGGAGGCUGUGCUUCUGCUGGCGCAGGUAGUCAACGGACUGAUCGGAUGUCUCUGUGGGACCUGCAUGAACAAGAACCAGCACACACAGAUGGAAUGAAAACCCAAGAACACACUCCAGUAUGUGGGACCUGUGCAGAUAUUACAUCCACACGGAGCUACAGAAACACACAUAUGAUGAAUAUCAUGUCUAGUUUUUGUGAAUUAUGUCCUUGUCUUCUAUAAAUGAAGCCUUUGACAGGUAAUGAAUCUAUAGAAGGUCAGAGCAGCUCAUGGCAAUUCAUAGAUGAUUUUAAAUUUCAGUGAAUUGGUGGCUAAUUCAUGAAUUCAUCCGAUCCUAUUGACGGUUAUGUCUGGGGGUGGGUUUUCAUGUUUACCUUUUAACUAAAAAAAAUAAUACAUUGAAUUCAUUCAAUAUCGCCUCCUCAUAAAAUCACUAAGUUUUCUCAUGAGAUCAGGUUGCAAUAUUUCAGACACGUGAUGUUUAUGCUAUAACCCUGUCAUAUUCAACUAUCAAAUACAAUAAACAUAUUUUCCAAGUUUUGUAAAGCUG